Molecule: messenger RNA, 3005 nt
Organism: Aspergillus caelatus
Lineage: Eukaryota; Fungi; Ascomycota; Eurotiomycetes; Eurotiales; Aspergillaceae
Gene: hsp88
Product: Hsp70 chaperone Hsp88
Exons: 5
Coding region: 335-2476 (713 amino acids)
Biological process (GO): protein folding
Cellular component (GO): cytosol; nucleus
Molecular function (GO): ATP-dependent protein folding chaperone; ATP binding
Source: RefSeq, a predicted model, not a curated record
UAUAAAACUACGCAGUAGAAAGGUUGAUAGUGGAUCUCAAGUGACCAGCGAGAGAAGCCCACGUCUGGAAUUUUUUUAAAUUUUUUAAAUUUUUUAAAUUUUUUUUUACUUUUUCGAUUUUCUUACCUGAGCCACAGUUUGCAUCACCGCCCGAUAGUGGCGCUUUUCAACGUGCAAAUUCUCCCCCUCCAGCCCUCUUUCUUCGCUCCCCAAAUCUUUUCAUCCUAACUUUUGUGAUACCACUUCCCAUCCAUUACACCUCCUCCUUCUCCUCCAUCACUUUUUCUUCCCUCCCACCCUACCUCCUCCUAUCACACCUAUAUCCCUUUUCACCAUGAGUGUUGUCGGAAUCGACUUCGGUGCCCAGAGCACCAAGAUUGGUGUCGCCCGUAAUAAGGGUAUCGACAUUAUUACCAACGAAGUUUCCAACAGAUCUACUCCCUCCCUGGUCUCAUUCGACAACAAAUGUAGAUAUCUUGGUGAGGCUGCUAAGACACGAGAGACCUCCAACUUGAAGAACACCGUUGCAAACCUCAAGCGCUUGAUUGGCCGCUCAUUCAGCGACCCCGAUGUUCAGAUCGAGCAGAGCUUCAACACUGCCACCCUCUGCGAUGUGAAUGGCCAGGCCGGUGUCGAGGUCAACUUCCGUCAGCAGAAGCAGAAGUUCUCGGCCACUCAGCUGGUCGCCAUGUACCUGACCAAGAUCAGAGAUAUCACCGCCAACGAACUCCAAAUCCCCGUUUCCGAUGUCACCAUCAGCGUUCCCGCCUGGUUCACCGAUAUUCAGCGCCGGGCCAUGCUUGACGCCGGUGAGAUUGCCGGUCUCAAGGUGCUGAGACUGAUCAACGACACCACCGCCACCGCUCUCGGAUAUGGUAUCACCAAGCUCGAUCUGCCCGGUCCCGAGGAGAAGCCUCGCCGCGUCAUGUUCGUUGAUAUCGGACACAGCGACUACACCGCUUCGAUUGUUGAGUUCCGCAAGGGUGAACUGAACGUCAAGGCCACCGCCUGCGACCGCCACUUCGGUGGCCGUAACUUCGAUCUUGCCCUCACUGAGCAUUUCGCCAACGAGUUCAAGGAGAAGUUCAAGAUCGAUGUCCGUACCAACGCCAAGGCUUGGGCCCGUACCCUCGCCGCCGCUGAGAAGAUGAAGAAGGUCCUUUCAGCAAACCCUGCUGCCCCCAUGAGCAUUGAGUCCCUCAUGGAGGACGUCGAUGUCCGCGCCAUUGUCAAGCGUGAGGAGCUGGAGACCAUGGUUCAGCCUCUCCUCGAGCGCGUCCUCGUUCCCAUCGAGCAGGCCCUUGCCGAGGCCAAGCUCAAGGCCGAGGAUAUUGACAGCAUUGAGAUGGUUGGUGGCUGCACUCGUGUCCCUGCCAUCAAGGAAGCCAUUGCCAAGUUCUUCGGCAAGACCCUUUCUUUCACCCUGAACCAAGAUGAGGCCAUCGCUCGUGGUAGUGCCUUCAGCUGUGCUAUCCUCUCCCCCGUCUUCCGUGUCCGUGACUUCUCCGUUCACGACAUUGUCAACUACCCCAUCGAGUUCACCUGGGAGCAGUCCGCAGAUAUCCCCGAUGAGGAUACCAGCCUGACCGUCUUCGGUCGUGGCAAUGUCAUGCCAUCGACCAAGAUUCUCACUUUCUACCGCAAGCAGCCUUUCGAUCUCGAAGCUCGUUACGCCAACCCCGAGAUGCUUCCUGGAAAGACCAACCCCUGGGUUGGCCGCUUCUCCGUCAAGGGCGUCAAGGCCGAUGCCAACGAUGACUUCAUGAUUUGCAAGCUCAAGGCCCGCCUGAACUUGCACGGUAUCCUCAACGUCGAGUCUGGCUACUACGUCGAGGACAUGGAAGUAGAGGAGCCCGUCGAGGAGGAUGGUGAUGCCAUGGACACCGAUGCCAAGGGUGACGAGCAGCCCAAGAAGACCCGCAAGGUCAAGAAGCAGGUUCGCAAGGGUGACCUGCCCAUCUCCGCCGGCACCCCUGCCAUUGAGCCAUCCGUCAAGGAAGCCUGGAUCGAGGGCGAGAAGGCCAUGUAUCUGCAUGAUAAGACCAUCGCCGAGACCGACGAGAAGAAGAACGAGCUUGAAACCACGAUUUAUGAUAUGCGUGACCGGAAAUAUGGUCGCUACGCAAGAUUCCUCGAAGAUGAGGCGAAGAAGCAGGCCUUCGAUGACAAGCUGGAUGAGCUCGAGAACUGGCUGUACGAUGAUGAGGGCGGUGCUGACACCACUCUCGAUGUUUAUGCUGCCAAGCUCCAGGAGAUCAAGAAGCUUGUGCAGCCAUUCGAGGAGACCCUUGAGGACGAGCGCCAGCAAGCUCUGGCUGAAGAGCUCGCCAAGAAGCGCGCGGAGGAAGAAGCCAAGCGUGCGGCUGAAGAGCAGGCCAAGAAGGCCGCGGCCGCUGCUAUGAACUUUGAAGAGCGGAAUGAGACGAUGCCGGAUGCUCCUGCUCAGGAUGAAGCUCCCGCCGCUGAUAAGCAGUAAAUGCUUCGCUCCCGUUGCAUCGGCUAUUCCCUCAUCCUUAAUAUUCUUUCUAUAUUAUCAUUGAACACAGCUCUCGCAUAUGCAGACUGAUGCCAAUACCUAUGAACCAAAUUCAAUGAUGUUGUGCGCUCGGUUGCUUUUUGUUUUUUAUCAUUACGAUGCCCCACCCGUUUUUCUUUCUUCCUUCUUUUCGAUUGUCGACAUGACCUGGCAAAAUUCAUGUAGAACGAGAUUUCUUUUGGUUUUCGCGUGUCGCUAAUGGCGUUUCUGUUUCCCCUGGUUGCUCUGCGAGGAUGCUGGUGAGGUGGUGCACCACUUGCUGAUUGAUCACCGCUGUUGGCGCACCCCCUUCCAUCCGCUGGCGACCGGCCGUAUAGAAGGGCGCAUCAAGGCACGCGAGACGGAACCGAACAUAGAUAUGACAUGUGUGGAUAGACUUUGGCUGCGCAAAAGUAAAUGAAUGCCAAUACACAAAGGAUCCCAGGAUAAUAAUGCCUAAUCAUCCCUUUCAGGCUCUGCCUAGUGCCGG